Molecule: messenger RNA, 4571 nt
Organism: Epinephelus fuscoguttatus (brown-marbled grouper)
Lineage: Eukaryota; Metazoa; Chordata; Actinopteri; Perciformes; Serranidae
Gene: kdf1b
Product: keratinocyte differentiation factor 1b
Exons: 4
Coding region: 215-1327 (370 amino acids)
Biological process (GO): regulation of epidermal cell division; keratinocyte development
Cellular component (GO): cell junction
Source: RefSeq, a predicted model, not a curated record
UUGUAGCUACCUGGAGCUUUUCCUCCACCUUGACGCUCAGGUACGGGUUUAGUCGAAAACUUUACUGAAACUGACAUUUUUGAGUGGAGAUAAUAUAUGGGACGUUGAAAAUGGAUUAAAAACUGUCAUGUUUGAUGUAAGGGGACGAAGACAACAUUAAUUCUGAAGUAGGUUGGCGGACGCACCGUGUACACAACCUUGGAGGCAGGAAGUCAUGUCCGCCGGCGGCACUGGCAGUCUGAGACGCAGCUCAGGGCAUGGCAGCAACAGGCAUGCACCCAGCCGGAGCAGCAGCCAGAGGUCGUCAUAUGAGGAGCGCUGUGUGGACCCAGUGGAAGACAGGCUCCCGACCCCAGAGCCAAAAGCAGUCCACAAAGCUAACCUGAAAGAUGCUAAUGGAAAGGAGUCUGAGACCAUUGGUUUCAUUCCUGGCUCAGCUGACCCUCCCUCUACGACACAAACCUGCAAUCCCUGCGUUCCUCCAAGCAGCUGUAGGACCUUUGUGUGCAGCGUGCUCACCUGUGGCCUGUACAGGGUCUGCCAGCGUUCCAUCCUUGCCCCAUGCCUGGCGCCAAACGAGAGCUCCCCAGACGAACCAGAGAAGGUGAGCCUCCAAUCUGUGACCCCAGGAGACAACAAAGAAGAGGAUGGCACAGACUGGCUCGGGGAUGUCCGCAUCGCUGGAGUCAUAGUUGACAGUCCAAGAGAGUGUUUAGUUGCUGAACCCAAAUCUACACCAUAUGUGCCUCCAUCUGUGUCUCGAACACAGCCCAGCCAUCCAUCCCUGCAUGAGUCUAUGGGGUUUGAUGACUGGGAGGAUGGCGAGGAGGACGUGGACUCUCUGAUCACUAAGAAGCUGCUGGAGCUCUACUCUGAAUAUCAGAUUGAAGAGUUGGUCAGGUGCACCUCAGACUCUGUGUUUCUGAAGAAGAGCAAGGCCAUCAACCAGCUCAUCAACUCACUGGCAGAGGAGCACAAAAUGGACGAGCAGGAGGCAGAGUGUCGGCUGGUGCGAGGCAUCAUCCGCAUCAGCACUCGGAAGAGUACAAAGAAGAGGCCGCACGUCUCCAGGAUGGACAGGACGCUGUCGGACAGCGGGAACGAGACAAUGAGGGAGAGCGAUACCUUUUCAUUUAGCAACAACAAUGACUACAAAUCAAAUCCAAACAUCCAAAUAUCAGAACUGACCUCCUCUGACAAGUGUGCCAGAGAGAUGUGGAGGACCAAUGGAGGUCACACUUCCAGUUCUCAGACAGCCUACUCGCCCUCUCACACAGAGACUAAUUCUUCAGGUGUCCCACUGAUUCGCACCUCUGUGAGAACAUGAAUCCUGCUCCACACUGGUGAUCUAUGCUUGAAUUAUUUGUCAUGCUGUGUCCACAAGGUCACAUAUGGGACAUUGAAAGGCGACACUACUUGCACAGGAGUCUCUGGCUGAGCCAAGCUCUUUGUAGAGACCAUGGCUUUGCUGUGGAAAAAGAAAAUGUGAAAAUUCACAUUGUCUGAAGGACUUCAGUGAACUCAGGGCUCUGUGUGUAGAUAUUUAUGCUUGAUAAAUAUUGUGUGUAUAUUGGAAGGAUGGCUUGAUGGAGCGCUUACCCUGCAGGCAGAUAUCAACAGCAGCUCUUUAUGGCUCUUAUUGUAUCUCAAUUAACCGUCCCCUCGUCCUUGAAGGAGAACUGAGUUGUGUUCAUGAAACCUGAUUUAUUUUGGCUGGUCAGGUGAUUCUGCUGUUUUUAUGCAAAGGAUGUGUGGAUUCAGUUAUGUUAGGUUUUUUUGGCACAUUUCAUAAUGUCAUUGUCAUAGAUUUGAUUUUAAACUGAUUUGUGUGAUUUAAAACUGUAUAGAACGCUAUGUAUCAUAUUGACAGUCAGUGAUUCUUGAUGAAUGAUCAGAAAUGUCUCAUUUAUGUAAGAGGCAUAGUGGCAUCAGUGUGAAAGGAUGAAGAAACUAUAUUUGGCUAGAAGAAAAUCCUGAGUUUGUACGUGUGCCUGGUAGUAUACUAGAAAUAAGAAUGAAGUCUGUCCAAAGAACAGUUUGACAUUUUGGAAUAUUCGCUUAUUUGCGGAGAGUUAAACACUGCAGCUCAGCAUAAAGACUGGAAACACGAGGAAACAGCUAGCCUGUUCCUGUUGCUAAGCGAAGCUCAACACGUUAUGUUUUGUUUGUUUAUUUGACUCAGAAACCAAAGGGUAAAAACUACAAGCUGUGGGUUUUUCAGAGAGUUAUUCACUGGACUGUCUUUCGGCCACAAUUUGUCAGUUUUACAGUUUGGUUUCUAUCAGCAGAGGUGUGGACUCAAGUCACAUAACUUGGACUCGAGCAAGACUUGAGUCACAAAUUUCAUUACUUUAGACUCGACUCGUGACUUGACUUGGUCUUGAGCCUUCUGACUUAAAAAUACUCAAAGUCAUCAAUUGUUUAAACCAAUAUGACAUCAUCCAGAGAGUUGAGAUGCAACUUGUUUAAACAAAUAAUUAAUUCAUUUUCUGUAACAGUUUAUCCAGUUAGGGGUCGUGGGGGGCUGGAGCCUAUCCCAGCUGACACUGGGCGAGAGGCGGGGUACACCCUGGACAGGUCACCAGACUAUCACAGGGCUGACACAAACGCCCCUUUUACACUUCCAGAUUUUCCACGAAUGUUGGGCCGUUUUGCCGGCAAGCUGCGAGCGUUUAGACACACAGAGCCGGAUUGGCGAGUUGAUCUGAGGUGCCCAAUUUUCCACCUCGUAGGGUAGACAUAUUAGCGAAACCCUGUUAAUUUAAAAAGACCGAAGCAGCCUUCCACAACGGGAGGGGCUGUUGAUGACGCCGCACGUGCGAGCCACUGGUGGUGGAUAAACAGGAAACAGCUGAUAGCAGGAAUUAGCGAGCAGCUAGUAGCAAGAGGGAAACACAAACCUGACAGACACUGUAAAGAUGAGCAACUGGGGAGACAAGGAAUUGCGGGCCCUCCUUGUCCUCGCAAACGAAGAGGUCAUUAACCGUCGGAUGAUGGGGACGGUGAAGAAUGGGCCGACUUACAAGAGAAUCGCCGAAGGACUGAGCAGCCACGGCUUCCCUACCACGUCACUGUUUACGUCACACGCUGAGCUAGACGUUUUGUUACUUGCUCACCCCCCCCAUUGCCCCGAAAAAGGCGCAUUCUGUAUAAACAAAAGUAGGUAGGAGGCAUUUUGCUGCACUCCCCGAUUUAGUUUUUAUACUGCCAAUGCUGAAAGAAGACUGAUUGGGCUUUCCUGCAAAUUUGCACAAUUCCUGUUUAAAAGGGCUAUAGAGUCACCAAUUAACCUGCAUGUCUUCGGACAGUAGGAGGAAGCCGGAGUUCCUGGAGAAAACCCACGCUGACACGGGGAGAACAUGCAAACUCCGUACAGACUUGAUUCUGGUCUUGUCUGUCCUGACUUGGGACUUGAGUAAUAUGACUUGAGACUUUCAAAACAAUGACCCUUGCUUGUUAUAAAUUCUAUAUAAUAUGUUAAUACGUGAGCUUUGAAGGUCUUGAUGGGAGUAUGUUGUUACUUGUAGACAGGGUCAUGCUAGCUGUUUCCAGUCUUUAUGCUAUGCUAAGCUAAGCUAAGCUAAUCAGCUGGUGGCAGUAGCUUCAUAUUUAACACACAGAUAUGAAAGUUGGGUUCUUAUGGAAAGAAAGAAAGUAAAUCUGUUUUUGUCCCCUGAGAAAGACGAGCAGGAGGCUACAGUAAACAUAAGUGGACUUUGAGUUAAUAUUUUUCUUGUGUCAAAAUUUUGUUGUGUUUUUUUCUGUUGUGACGUUUGUGAUGUUCAUACAGUGUGGAGUGUAAUCUCACUUUUUCUUUGAAGCAGAUAAUUGUUAGUGUAAUAACAUGAAGCUGAUAUGAAGCAGAAAGCUUUGGUGCUUGAUAGUUGCUGUUUGUGGCCGUUCUGUCUGCUACUCACGUCUCAGAUUGCGAGACGUUUUGAGAGCUGGUGUGAAGCUAGUCUUCGGGUUAUAUCAUGCACUAUAACUAUUAAUUUAUUCGUGUCAUUAUCCAAAGCUUACGAAUGAAGUAAAUGUCUGUUUCUAACCCCAACAUGCAGGCUGUGUUUGCUCCUGGGUGCUGAUGGGAAUUUGAUCAGCUGGUUUAGUAUGGUUUAACUGUCCAGAGUACAAUCUUGUCACCCAGGAUCUGUCCUGUUGUGCCUUAUUUUAAUUCUAAGUAGGUAAAUGACGCAGUAGCGUGUAAGUAAUCUUUCUGCAGCAUCAGGUGGUUCUGAUAAAAUGGUGUGAAACUGGCUGCUGUGGUUUUAACCAAAAGGCAGAAAGUGCAUCUAGACUAUAAAGUGAUUAACGUAUCAGUGUCAUUAAAACUGUACCUUUCCUAUUAUACUACUUAUUUCACUAAACUGGUUUAAUUGAAUGCUGAAGCUAUUGUUUUCAUUUGCACAUUAGAUUUUCUCCGAAGGUUUCCUAAAUUCCAAAGCGUAAUGCUUGGGCCUCUCACCACGGUGUGGUACUCUGCAAUAUGUUGGCAGGUUCUUAUCUUGACUGUAACGCAUCUUAAAGUUGAUGUCUCAUUGUAAAAGCAAUAAAUAAAUGAAGUGAAACAAAAA